Molecule: messenger RNA, 1621 nt
Organism: Malus domestica (apple)
Lineage: Eukaryota; Viridiplantae; Streptophyta; Magnoliopsida; Rosales; Rosaceae
Product: probable nucleoredoxin 2
Molecular function (GO): thioredoxin-disulfide reductase (NADPH) activity
Source: RefSeq, a predicted model, not a curated record
UUAGUGUUGGAUGUAAUGAUGUGGUGGGAAUGAGAUUAUUUGGAAUGUAAUAUAAGGAGUUGGAGUGGAGGCUAUUAUUUUUGAUUGAAUUUUUGGACCCUCUACAGUAUUCUCUUUCCCUUUUGUCUUCAAUUAAUAUUUGUGUCUUGGCAGAGAAAGAUAUCGAUAUGAAGGAGGAGAUGAAAGUGAAGAUCAGUCAUGGUUAUGAAGCUGCAAGCAACGGUGGUGGGAGUGGGGGUGGGGGUGGGGGUGGUGCUGCCGCCGACACCGUCUCGAGCUCAAGAGUUUCAUCGCUCCUGGCCUCCCAAGAUCAUGACUACCUUCUUACUCCGACUGGAAACCAGGUAAAAGUUUCUGAUCUUGAAGGGAAGAUAAUAGGCCUAUACUUCUCAGCCAAUUGGUACCCGCCAUGCUGGAACUUCAACCAAGUCCUAGUUGGCAUCUACGAGCAGCUGAAGAACAGUGGGACUAACUUCGAGAUUGUGUACGUGUCAUCCGACGAAGACUCUGACGCCUUCAACAUCUACCAUGCAUGCAUGCCGUGGCUGGCGAUUCCUUUCUCUGACUUGGACACCAAGAAAGCCUUGAACCGUAAGUUUGACGUGGAAAGUAUUCCCAGCUUGGUCAUUUUGCAACCUAAUGAUAACAAGGACGAGGCUACGUUGCAUGAUGGAGUUGAAAUUAUCUAUCGCUAUGGGGUCGAAGCCUUUCCUUUCACAAAACAAAAGUUGGAAGAAUUGCAAGAUGAGGACAGAGCAAGGCAUGAGAACCAAACUCUGACCAAUUUACUAACAAAUCAUGAUAGAGAUUAUCUUUUGGGUCACCCCACGCCUAAACAGGUAUCUGUUGCUUCAUUAAGAGGCAAAACCAUUGGACUCUACUUCUCAGCUCAAUGGUGUCGUCCAUGCGUUAAUUUCACUCCCAAGUUGAUCUCCAUCUAUGAAAAAAUCAAGGAGAAAAUGCUAGUAGAUGAUCACGACGGAGAAGACUUCGAGAUAGUACUUGUGUCAAGUGAUCGUGACCAAACAUCGUUCGACUCCUACUUCAACACCAUGCCAUGGCUAGCGUUGCCUUUUGGGGAUCCAAACAUCAAAGAACUUGUCAAGCAUUUUGACGUCAAAGGUAUCCCUUGUUUGGUAAUUUUAGGGCCUGAUGGUAAAACUGUGACCCAGCAGGGUAGAAAUCUUAUAAAUUUAUACAAAGAAAAUGCGUAUCCCUUCACGGAUGCCAAACUGGAGUUGCUGGAGAAGAAAAUGGAUGAAGAGGCUAAGAACCUCCCUCGAUCGGUGUACCACGGUGGGCAUCGCCACGAGCUGAAUUUGGUGUCGGAGGGCAAUGGAGGAGGACCCUUCAUAUGUUGUGAUUGUGAAGAACAAGGAUGUGGUUGGGCGUACCAGUGUCUUGAAUGUGGAUAUGAGGUGCACCCUAAGUGCGUGACUGCUACCACACCCAAUAGCAAUAGCAAUAGCAAUAGGUGAUUCAUUUGAGCUUAUUAAUGUAACUAAACUUGUGCUGUAUUAUAUAAGUUGUGGUCUCGUUUCUUGACGACGGUUUGGGGCUGACAAUAAUUAAAUUCCCUUUUUAAUCAUUAUGUUUAAUGUUGUUCUUAUUUGUCAAGUAA